This is a messenger RNA of Helianthus annuus (common sunflower), 2583 nucleotides long. Its product is annotated as zinc finger BED domain-containing protein RICESLEEPER 2-like. The transcript has 7 exons. Lineage: Eukaryota; Viridiplantae; Streptophyta; Magnoliopsida; Asterales; Asteraceae. The record is from RefSeq and is a predicted model, not a curated record. Bases 1 to 2583 code for a protein of 860 amino acids. Gene Ontology annotation, molecular function: DNA binding; protein dimerization activity.
AUGCAAGUUCCAAAUUCAGGAGUUGAUAGUCAAAGCUCAGACCAAAUUCAACCGAUUCAGGAAACCUAUGGCGUGAAGGCUGUCAGAGAUCCGGCGGAUGCUGGUGUUGCCGGUGAAGGUGAGGUGGAGUUGGGUAAUGGAGGUGAUUUGGUGAAGAAGAAACGUGGGAUUGGUGAGGGCUCCUUGUGUCGAACACGAAAUGAGCUAACACCCUCACCACCCGCGCCGCACCUGCUUCACAUCAAGGAAGAUGGGAGAGUGGUCCACUUUGUUGGUGUUCAGGUCCCAAUUAUGCAGAGGCGGUCCCGGAGUGUUGGUGUUCAGAUUACGGUGGCGUUGGAUUUGGGCUUCAAUCGCAAGGAAGAUGGGAGAGUGGUCCACUUUGUUGGUGUUCAGGUCCCAAUUAUGCAGAGGCGGUCCCAGAGUGUUGGUGUUCAGAUCAUGAUACAGAUGGAAGAAUCGAGUAGCGCGACACUUGAUGUUGAUGUAACUAAAGAAACAUUGAACGAACCAGUUGAUAGUGUUGAUGAGCAAAACACGGAACAAGAGAACAAUGAAGGUGGUAGUAAAAGAUCAUUCGUGUGGAAUCAUUUUACAUUUGAUCAAGUUUCUCAGAAAGCAAAAUGUUGUUAUUGUUUAAAAUGGAUGGCAGCCGGUUCUAAAACAAAUGGUACGAGUCCCUUGCAGUAUCAUUUGUUGAGAGUAUGCCACAAGUCACCACUUUAUAAGAAGGCUGAUUUAAAACAAUCUAAAUUGAGCUUUAAGCCUAAAAGUUCGGGGGAAGGCAUUGGUAGCUUGGCUUCUCAUUCUUUUAGCCAAGAAAAAUGUAAAAUCUCUCUUGCUCGUAUGUGCAUAAAAGAUAAUCAACCGUUUAGUAUAGUUGAUGAUGAGGGAUUUAGAGAAUUCGUAUGGGAUUUAAAUCCUAUGUUUAAGUUUCCUUCUAGAUGGACAAUAGCUAGGGUUUGCUUGUCGGUGUACCAAGAAGAGAAAAAGAAACUAAAACAAGUUUUAAGAGGUCAGACUGUAUCUCUUACAACCGACACAUGGACAUUCGUUCAAAACUUUAAUUACAUGUGUCUUACCGCACAUUGGGUUGAUGAAGAUUGGGUUUUGAGGAAGAAAAUUCUAAACUUUUGUCAAAUAGCAAAUCAUAAGAGUGAGACAAUAGGAAAACUUGUUUAUCGUUGGUUACAAGAUUGGGGCAUUGAUAGGGUUUUUACGGUAACCGUUGAUAAUGCUUCAUCAAAUGAUGAUGGAGCAAUUAAGUUUUUAAAAAGAAUGCUUAAAGGUCCUCAUUCCGUGUUAGAUGGAAAAUAUAUGCAUUUGAGAUGCAAUGCUCAAAUCAUAAAUCUUGUUGUCAAGGAUCGUUUAGAAGAACAAGUUGAUUCCAUAGCUAGGAUUCGAAAUGCGGUAAGAUAUAUAAGAUCAUCUCCUUCUAGGUUUCUAACCUUCAAAGAUUGUGUUGAGAACGAAAAGAUUGAUUCUAAAAGGAAACCAUGUCUUGAUGUGGAUACUCGAUGGAAUUCAACUUUCUUAAUGUUGGAAACGGCACUUAAGUUUUCAAAAGCAUUUGAUAGGCUUCAAGAUGUGGAUAUCAAUUAUAGAACAUAUUUUCAUAGUGAAGUCGCCGAUGAAGAGACGAGUACAAGGAAAAGAAAAAAAAAGCUAUUCAUGGAAUUUUUUAGGAUAUUUUUUGAUGUGACAAAGAAGAUAUCGGGGUCUAAAUAUGUGACCGCAAAUUGGUUUUUUGUUGAGCUUUCCAAAAUGCACUCAAGUAUAGCAAGUAUGUGUUUAAGUAUUGAUGAGAAGAAGCGAGCCAUGGGUUUGUCUAUGAACACAAAGUUUGAGAAGUAUUGGGAUAAUUUAGACAAUAUUAACCAUUUGUUGUAUGUGGCACUUGUUUUAGACCCACGGAAUAAGAUGUCUUAUCUUGGUUAUUCUUUAAGUUUGAUACAUGGCAAAGGUUCCAUAAAAAUCAAGUUAAUCAAGGAGCUAGUGAAAGAAACAUUAAUGGAGUUGUUUGAUCAUUAUAAACUAAAGGUAGCUAAAACAAAGGAGCGACAAAGUACUUCGUCAUCCUCGCGUAAUUUGAUUGAUGAUGUUGGGUAUGUUGACUUAGAAGAUGGUUACAAGAAGUAUUUAGAGGAGGAAGGUGAAGAAGUUCUUGAUGAUCAUGAAGUAGAAAUUUAUUUACGGGAUGGAACAGAAAAAAGAGAGGAAACAUUUGAUGUUUUAGUUUGGUGGAAGGAAAAUAAGAUUAAGUUCCCUGUUCUCUCUGAAAUUGCUAAGCAUGUUUUAGGAAUGCCGAUCUCAACUGUUGCAUCCGAGUCGGCUUUUAGCACCGGUGGUAGGGUGAUUGAUAAAUAUAGGAGCUCUCUUACUCCUAAAACUGGAGAGGGGUUGAUUUGUGCCCAAGAUUGGUUACGGUCUACACCAAAAGAUUUGCAAGAUCUUUAUGUGCAUGGUGAACAACUAGAGGUGUUGGUUGAUGCUUUGGAGAAUAUGGAAAUUGAUUGCAUACCCGAAAAGAAAACGCCCAAAGACUCGAUUGCUGAAGAUGAUGAAGAUGAAGAUUGGGACUAA